Molecule: messenger RNA, 333 nt
Organism: Fomitopsis serialis
Lineage: Eukaryota; Fungi; Basidiomycota; Agaricomycetes; Polyporales; Fomitopsidaceae
Exons: 2
Coding region: 1-333 (110 amino acids)
Source: RefSeq, a predicted model, not a curated record
AUGCCGACCGUGAGCGUGGAGAGCGAAUGCUCACCACGCAAACAUGGUCGACGAAUGGCCCUCGUGCACACAGGGCAAGCGGCCGAGCGACCAGGCGACUCCGCACACGCCAACCACACGGCCGACGAACGGACCGUGCGUGUGGGCGAAAGGUGGCAGACGGAGAUGGUGGGCAGGGCCAGGGCGUGCGCAACACGCGCUGACCGUGAGGGCGCGGGCGCGGGUGUGGGCGCGUCGAGAAGUCCGGACCUGCCGCAGACCCGACACCGACAGUACAUCACCCGUGGUUUACCGCCAACACCGGUGGCAAACCCGGGUAGGGUACGGGUAUGA